Perca flavescens (yellow perch) is the source of this 6517-nucleotide messenger RNA. It is a transcript of the gene osbpl10a, whose product is annotated as oxysterol binding protein-like 10a. Gene Ontology annotation, molecular function: cholesterol binding. NCBI's taxonomy places the organism in Eukaryota, Metazoa, Chordata, Actinopteri, Perciformes, Percidae. The coding region runs from base 2765 to 4675 and encodes 636 amino acids. The transcript is spliced from 11 exons. The record is from RefSeq and is a predicted model, not a curated record. Gene Ontology annotation, cellular component: cytosol; membrane.
CACACACACACACACACACACACUCUUUAUUCAAGCAGAAAGUAAACCACAUUAUCUAACAUAACUCUGGUCCAAGCUUUUGCUCUAUGUUGCGGAAAGCCUCCACAUUUUCCUUGAGAUUACUCUGUUGUUGUGUGUCUGUUUUACAAACGUGACAAGAUUCCAAUUUCAGUAAACUCAGGUCAGUUUCAUGAGUUCAACAAUUUGUCAGUCUGUGUGCAGAUGCAGGUCCUCCACCAGCUGAAAACCCUCUAUACAGUCCCAAAAAGUCCGGGCCCUCUCUUUCUUUCUGUUCUGCUUUUAGUCAAUUGGCUUUUUUUUAGUGAGUCUAAAAGUGACAGAUAUUAUUUUCCCAUGCCAUUUUUCAAUUGAAAUGGCAUCAUCUCCCAUGACACUCAUUCAACAUUCCCUGUAGAGUUUUAACAUUCUUUCCCUGCUUUCUUUCUCCUCCUGUCAUUAUCAUCAUCUUGGCCUCCUAAAAUUACUUGUUUUCUCUAUAAAGUCUUGCAGCAGCCUCUUGCUGAUGCAACCUGCCCCCUGCACCUGCAUCUCCGUAAGUUCAAACUUAGCCAAGUUCCAACACACAUGUUUACAAACUGGACAUUUACACUCCACACAAACUAGUUGUUUCUUCAUAUUUACACCCAGUAAAGAUGUAACUAUUGCUAGCUAACUGGUCAAAUCAAUCGAUCUAACCAAUCUUUAACAAACAGCAGCGACAUAACUUAAUAAAAGCUGAUGCUGAAUAGUGAAGUAUUUAACAUCUCAGAAAGCUAAUAGGCUGUGGAUUCACGUCUAGGUAUUUUUGAUGAAUUAACUUGUAUUAAGAUGAAAACAAGUUGAAACAGAUGUUAAAAGUUUUCAAAUAUCUUUUUUUACAUGAAAGUAACCAUACUGAGUCAACUCAAUUGGGGGAUUUUGGUCUCAAUACAAUUUAUAUAACCUCAUUUUCUUUCAUGUGUUAUUGAGAGAUGUCCUUCAUUUUCUGACUCCCUCUUCAAUCUCUCCCUAUGAACACAAACACAUGGUACAUCCACAGUUGCAGACCUUAAUAAAUGUCAGCCAAAUAAAUGCCAUGUCUCUGCAGACAACAAGUAAUGCUUCCUAAUUAAUGAAAUCAGUCUGUGUGUUUUAUUUCUUUCUUACUGAGCACCCCACUUAAAAAAACAAAAAUUAAAAAAAUAAGCUAAAUCAUGCUUAAUUUUGUGAAAAUAGACAACAGGAUGGAUGCACUUAAAAUAAAUAAAUAAUAAAGUAUUUUUGAGAUGAAAAACCCCAAGACGGACACUCCUUGCAGAGCUGAGCUUCCAAGUGUCAUGUGUAACUUCUCCUGCUUGUCUAAAUUGAGAAUAUUUUUAGUACUUCCAUUGACAGAAGACUUAGCGAUUUAGGAAAAAAUGGCAGCACACUCAUGCUGCUUUAUUUGAGGAUGAGAGUGUCACAAAAUACCCCUGCUUUCACUUUAUCUUCAUGUCUCUGUGGGCUCAUUUCUAAAAGAUUACUGUGAUGGGUGUAGUAGAACUACCUUUUAUCCACAACCACACUUUUUUAAUAUCAUGGAUUCAUAUUUGGGCAUUUUUGCAGGGUUUUAGUGUAGACUUCCAGGGAUUAGUCGUUGUAUGUGUGGGUGAUGUCUGUAUUUAUUGUGGGGUGUAUCCCCAUUUGCCUGAUCUAGCGGAGAAUGAGGCAAGAAGUAAUCCAAACUUUAUUAUUUCUUUGGCAAACUUUUGGUAUUAAAGUUGAUUUUGUACAUGGAAGCUCUGAAGGUGUUUUUGCUCUUGCUCUUUGCUGCAGCUGUGAAUGAACAAGCUGAUGUUGGGAUGCUUGAAAUAUGUUUUGAGCCAAGUUCUGAAGUGACUGAUUUUAUAACAUGGAUGUUUACUAGUCAACGGCUUUUGCAAAAAUGUAAGGGACAUUUCCAGUGUUUUGAAAUGUUGCAUUUGUGUAUUUGUUCAUCAUUGUGAAAACUUGAAUCGAAUGCAAUUCAAAACUGACCUGCCAUAAAUCCUGGCUUUGAAGUUUAUAAAGUUUAGUUUUUAUUGACAGUGUUAGAGAGGUGUUGAGUCAACUCUAUGGUAAUGUUAAGGGUGUACUUAAGAGGUUUUGUUGUAUUAGAUUGCAUUAAAUUGAAAGGUGUGCAGGAGAAAAGUAUAAAUGUUCAAAAAGUAUAAAAGCCAAGAUGUUUUACAAAUUAGCUUCUUUAAAGCUGGUGAUUCUAGCUUAAAGCAUAAUGUCCAUGACUGCCAACUGUGCCAAACAGUAAUUAUAUUUGUUGACUUGGUGGAUGAAACUCUCAUCGUACAGUAAAGCUGUCCAGGACUGAAGGAAUUUCAUGGUGAAUUUUAGGCAUGGGAUUGUUUAUAGUGUUGCGAUCAGUCUAGUGUCUAGUUGCUGUGGUUAGCUGAUGGAAAGGGUCAGACUGACAUGUAAACAUGAGGGGGUGGGGGGGGUGUUUGUGGAUGCCGAUUUAACACAGUACUGCAGGGACUGGUGGGAGAGAUUAGGAUUUUAAAAUGAUUACGGAAGGAGUAAGACGGAAGCGAGCACACUGCAGGCUGACACUGGAAAGCCACGCUUCCACACGGAAAACGCUAUUGGAGAGAAAGACGGUUUAUGAUUGAGGAGACGUUUUCUUGUUUUUCAAGAACACAUUUGUAAAUACACCUUUUUAAAACCUGAACUACACACCAAAGAGCGGGCUGGCGGAAAAGUCAACGAGAGAUGUUGGAGCUUUUCCUAGCACACGAGCAGGCUGUCGCUCCCGAUGACCGAUGCUAGCUGGCCCGGCUCCAAGAACGCGAAACCACGCAGUGGCUGGGUGAGGAAGCUGAAGGGCUCCGAUGAACACUUGAGUGUGGAAAGAGCAGGAGGAGGCCAGGAGGUGCUGGGCUCCUCAACCUCUGGUCGGACCCGUAGCUUCUCCCUCCUCCCCCACCUAACCCCAUCUUCAUCUCCGGGUUCUCAGAGGCACCUGAGCAACGCGGCCUCACCCAGCAACAUCGUCACCAUCACCCACCACAAAUCUCCGGCUGCAGCUCGGCGGGCCAUGAAUAUGUACCCGGGACGGCUGCUGGAGGUCAAAGAGGUGAUGUCCCAAGCAGAGGGCCAACAGAAGAACCUGGUGCAGUCCAUUGACUCUCUACCCACCAGAGGCCCUCUCUCCUGUCUGGACCAGGACCUGCUGCUGCUCAAAGCCACGUCGGCCGCCACACUCAGCUGCCUGGGAGAGUGCCUGAACAUCCUCCAACAGACCCAAAGCCACAGCCAAGCACCACCUCAGUCCCACGCCUCCCAGUGCAACUACGCCGCCCAUGGAGCCCCGUCCGAUGGUGUUCCUGUGUGGACUGUACCAAAGUCGCCCUCAGGGGAGCAGUUGAAGAACGGAGGUCUGACUCCUCUACGAUCAACCGAGCCCUCUCCGGCCCUCAGGAAAAGGAGUCUGUCCCAUGGUGCUGAGCACCACCAAGGGCUGGAAGACAUCAGCCCCACUGAAGAGGUGACAGAUACGGAGGAUAACGAAGAGGAGGACCUGGGUGUCCUGGACGACCAGCGGAGCAUCAUUCUCCACCUGCUCUCCCAGCUCAAACUGGGCAUGGACCUCACACGGGUGGUGUUGCCUACCUUCAUUUUGGAAAAGCGAUCACUACUGGAGAUGUAUGCCAACUUCAUGGCCCACCCUGACAUGUUCCUGUCAAUCACAGCUGGGGCCACAGCCGAGGACCGAAUAGUCCGUUUUGUCGAGUACUAUCUGACCGCUUUCCAUGAGGGGCGGAAAGGUGCCGUGGCCAAGAAGCCCUACAACCCUGUGCUGGGGGAGACCUUCCACUGUUCCUGGGAAGUGCCUCGGGACAAAGUCAAACCUUUGGUCAGAUCGAAUCAGGGGUCCUCUUGGGAGCCGAGCAGGGGCCCCAACAACACGCUGCAGGCCGAGGAUUCAUCAGCAGGCUGCUACAGAGUGCGAUUUGUGGCCGAGCAGGUGUCCCAUCAUCCACCAGUUUCUGGGUUUUACUGUGAGUGCCGAGAGAAGAGUAUGUGCGUCAACGCCCACGUAUGGACCAAGAGCAAGUUCAUGGGAAUGUCUAUAGGAGUGUCCAUGGUGGGAGAAGGGGUCCUUUGUCUGCUGGAGCACGACGAGGAGUAUGUCUUCACGUUGCCCUGUGCCUAUGCCCGGUCAAUCCUUACCGUGCCCUGGGUGGAGCUGGGGGGCAAAGUCUCGAUCAACUGUGUCAAGAGCGGCUACUCUGCCACCGUUACUUUUCACACCAAGCCUUUCUAUGGAGGGAAGGUCCACAGAGUGACGGCGGAGGUCAAACACAACCCGACCAACACCAUUGUGUGCAAAGCCCAGGGAGAGUGGAACGGCACGCUGGAGUUCACCUACAGCAGUGGGGAAACCAAAGUGAUCGACACGGCAAAACUUCCAGUCACCAGGAAGAAGCUGCGGCCUGUGGAGAAACAGGGGAGGACAGAAUCCAGGAGGUUAUGGCAACAUGUCACCAAGUCGCUAAAGGAAGGGAACAUCGACGAGGCCACAGAACACAAACACCGGCUGGAAGAGCGACAGAGAGGGGAAGAAAGGAAGAGAACAGCUGAUAACAAACCUUGGACAUCCAAAUACUUCACUAAAGAGGGAGACGGUUGGAUUUACAACAGCCCGCUGCGGAAGCCGACCUGACAGCAGAUUAGUACUCUUCUAAUGGACAAUAACGGAGAUCCUUCCUCUCCACACUGAGGUCUGAAGUCAGGAAGUCAAGCGAAGGAAGCCUCCAGACCUGAGCUAUAACCUCACAGAGUGAUUCUAUGGAGACAUAAACAGGAAACAAGCAAGGUGCCAAAGCGACCUCCACUGUUAUAACCGACAUGGUGGCUGGAGCUCUUGGGACAAAAGUACAUUUUUAUAUACAGUUAAAAGUAUUACUAUUCAAAGUAGAGUAUUUCUAUUUUUCACCUUGCCAAGGCCUUUUUGCACACACACAGUAAUGAAGUUUGCCACUGGUGUUCUAAUUUGUAUUUACUUAAUGUUUUCUCAGACAUUGUUUGGUUUCAAGCUUUUAGUUUGUAAUGCAGCAUUAGAAUGAAUCAAUACCCUGUAACACAUAAUACUGUAGCUGUAAAUUAGUUGUUUAUAUAAGGCACUUUUACCCUAAAAAUAAAUUUAAUAUUUUAUAUAAAUGGCUUUUACCAAUCAUGGUGGUCCCCAAGAGCUUUACGGGAAAUAAGAGCACGUAACCAGAUUUAAAAUGAUAUAAGUCAAGAGUUAAACAAAUGUACUACAUUAGAUUAUGUGUUAGUAUAUAUUAUUAUUCAAAACAUUAGAGUGAGCUACUAGAAAGUAAAGGUCCUGAUUGUUUUGUCUGCACUGUCAAUGAAUGUAUCUGGUCACAUUUUGAUAUUACGCUACUUUUCCAUUGUGUACUGCAACACAUGCUUUGUGCUAUUUACACGUCGCUCCAUUUAAAUGAUUUUACCCAUUGAGCGAGACGCCACUGCAUAACACGCUUUCCAUUACUACCUCGCUUAUUAAGCUAUUCCAGCCAUUAGUCCCUUCUUCCUAAAAAAAAAAAAAAAAAAAAAAAAAAAAAAAAGAACACUGGUUGUUUGUGAUAAAAAGCUCCUGGGUCCUUGAAUCUUUUUCGCAUCUGUGCCCCUAAAAUGACACUAAAAUGACACAAUUAGGCAGCUCAUGCCUCCCGAAGUUAAUACUUCUUCUUAGGUCGCCCGUGGUGAUGAAUAUGGAUGAGGCUGCAUGCAGAAACACACAACCAUGUUCCCACAUCUGGGGUUCACUGGAAGGUUGCCUCUGUGAAGAUGAGAGGAUAAUCUAGCAGAAUAAUCACUGGGAACUGGCAGCCUAUUGGAUAGGAAAAGAAAUGUAUCGGGUCAUACUACAGUGUAACUUUGUGGUAAAUUUUAACUCAACGUUUUUUCUAAAUAAGGUAGAGCAGAAAUGGAAUAAGAGCAAUUAACAGUAUAUCCACUCCAUGGUAUUCUGAUUUUUUACAGGCCUUUUUUUUUUUUUACAUAAACUUCUCACUGCUUUCAGUUGUUACAUUUUCAAAUAGUAUAUUAAAGCCAGGUGACUUUACCAGAUGCCUAUUUGUAGCUUAUGUCAUGACAGUAAAUUACAUUUUCAUGACAGCAUAGAGAACAAACCUGCAACCAUUUAGAAACCAUUAUAGAAAGUGUUAAUGACACUCGCCUUACAUAAAACUGAUUUUUUUUUUUUAUAUAUCCAAAAGGAUCCAGAUUCACUGAUGUAGAGUGUGAUUGUGGUUAAAGGAGGGAUUGCCAUGAAUAAAGACAUUCUACCUUUUUUAAUUAAACAUUGUCUCAUCAUGAUAUCCUGAAUGUACAUCUGUUAUAUUGUCCUGCAUUCAUGUGAAUCACAAACUGUAAAUCGCUACUCCUCAUUCACUCCACCAGCAGAGGACCUAUGGAACAUCUCAUAUUUGUGAUAACAUCGGUCAAAGCAGGAGCUUGUUUGAGGUCAUUUUGUUCUAAUAAAUGUGCCAUGGCA